Molecule: messenger RNA, 1176 nt
Organism: Symbiodinium natans
Lineage: Eukaryota; Dinophyceae; Suessiales; Symbiodiniaceae
Source: the annotation of a GenBank genome assembly
AUGCCGCAAGCUUCGUUGACGUUGAACACGAAGACGCCGGCCGGAGAGAGCUGCGCAAAGCUUCGUUCCGAGAUUGCCGCCCUGAUGGAACGCCAUGAAAGCAGCUUCGAGCUCAGCGCUGGCGGCAAGACCCUGGAGGAUACCGACAAAGUUCCCGACUCCCCCGUGACGAUCACGCUCGUGAACCUGUCCUGGGAGGGUGCCACUCCAGCUAGGGUGAAGGACCUGGGGGGCGGGGAGUUCACGGUGGUUGGUGAGGCUAUGAAGGGAAGCGGCCACUUCAACUUCAUGUGCAACACGGGCUUCACUGAUGGCGUGGGCUACUUUGAGGUCGAGGUGCUUGAGGGCGACGGCCCCUUCAUCGGUGUGACCACGAAGGCCGGCUUCAAGGAGGGAUACAAAAUCCGCGCCCUCGAGUUCGGUGGUCCCGGCAAUCUCUCGGACGGCUCAGGGUUGAAGCGUGGCGGCUUUGGCGAGCCCGUCAAGAAGGGAUCGGUCAUUGGCUUCACCUUGGACCUGACCGAUGGUAGCUCCGUUGGGAUGACCGUGUGGGAUGGCGACAAGUGCUUGGGCGAGGCCUACAAGGGCUGCAAGCGUGAGAAAGGGGCCACCGUCUACCCUGUCGUUUGCGCCCGCAAGCCAGGGGAUCGUUUCAAGCUUUCCCUGAAGCGCCAGCCACGGGUCCAGGAGAAGCGGACCCCUCAUCCGGCCCACAACUCCUGGGAGCUUACACGCUUCGUGCAGGAUGGGGCCACCGUCAGCUUGGAUGAAGCCCAAACAGCGAAGGGAGCUGGUCGGGGUCGUGCCUACAUCGGCCCGGGCGAGCCACCAAAGGGGCAUCUCGUGAUGCAGCUGGAGCAAAGCGCAGGUGAUGCUAACGAGUUCAAGCUGCACUUCAAGCUCUUCAACAUCCUGAACACCAAAGUGACCAUCACGGGCAGCUCCGGCAGCACGGAGAAUCUGGACGUGGGCCUGAUCCUCGGCACGAGGGUGCUGUCACCUAUUCAGGACUUCGAGAACAAGCUUUCAACGGCACUCUCCUCCGUUGACAGCUGGACCUUGACCGGCUCGGGUGAGAAUGCUAAGCUCACCAUGCGCAGCGCCGAUGUGGAGUUGGCCUUCGAUUGGGUCGACAAAGCCAUGCAGGAGCCCGUCUCUGACGUGGCCUUGCCCUGA